ACCCUCCCCACUGCCCUUCCACAAUCACCGCACUUAUAUAAAACAUGUUAACCAGACUUGUCCGCCGAUUGUUUGCCAGUUACUGACCAUGAACACUCGAGUUAAUUUUCUCAUUUGCGGUCUGUGCUUCGGAGCUGUGCUUGCAGCCCCUCCGGAACAACCCUGUGAUAAGAGUAAAUGCAAGGGACCUUUGAAAUACUACGAGGAGCUGUCCUGCACGCCGGUGGUCAAGGAGGGCGACUGCUGUCCCUAUAAAUACAACUGUGAGAAUAUUGAGAAGAGGACUCCCAAUAAAUGUCUGGUGAACGGACACGAGUACGACAUCGGGGACUCUUUGAGGCCCGAGGACGGACAGCCCUGUGACAUUGGAUGUGUCUGUCAGGAUAAUGACGGUGUAAUUGGAUUCGAGUGCGCGAUCGUUGACUGCCCCUUCGACGAGUACAAGGAGGGCUGUUAUCAACCGAGAAAUGCGACUGAGUGUUGCGAGGGCGAGCCCAUCUGUCCGGAGCGACCGGAAGACUGGCCGACGUGUGUCGUCGACGGGAAGACCUACAAGGCUGGGGAGUAUUUCUCACCCUCCGAGGAACCGAAGAAAGAUUGCUAUUGUGGCGCUGGAUACACAGGGGAAAAUGUCGCGCCCUUCUGCACCCCCGCCCCAGUCUCCGAAUGCAGCAUUGAACUUCGUCACGCGUAUGAUCUUCAUCACAAGUGUGCACCGGUGUAUUUCUCCACGCAGUCCCCAUCGACGGAUUGCCCCCUGGAAUCUAGAUGUCCAAACGCGAGGGACGAGGUCAUCAAAGUAAACAGCAAGUCUUCUUCCUCAUCGGAGGGCAACUCUUCGGAGAGCAGCGAGGAAAAAUCGACCUCUGAGGAUACUAUUUGUAAAUUUGGAAAUCUCAAGAUGAGGAUUGGGGAUGAACUCAAUCAGAAGACGGAUUAUGAUUCGGUCUGCGUGAAGUGCGUCUGCGAGGUUCCACCGGUUCCCACCUGCAUUCGUCUGCCCGAAGAUGUCUGUGAUGUCACCGAUCAUCCUCCUUUUAAUUCAACUGCUCCAGUUAAUUGACGCGCACCCAACUUGAUUAAUUAAAAUUGAUAAUUAUUUUAAUCAAUGACAAUGGUACUGAUUAUUUAAUUAAUUGAUUAUUAUUGAUUGUUUUUUAAUAUAUUUGAAAAUGUUUUUGUUGAUGUCGUACGGUAAUAAAAGCAGUGAUGAUGAUGUCGAUUAUAA
This is a messenger RNA of Diachasmimorpha longicaudata, 1228 nucleotides long. RefSeq lists its product as uncharacterized. Gene Ontology annotation, molecular function: protein binding. The record is from RefSeq and is a predicted model, not a curated record. The coding region runs from base 89 to 1063 and encodes 324 amino acids. The transcript has 6 exons. NCBI's taxonomy places the organism in Eukaryota, Metazoa, Arthropoda, Insecta, Hymenoptera, Braconidae.